This is a messenger RNA of Lindgomyces ingoldianus, 1334 nucleotides long. RefSeq names its product NAD(P)-binding protein. The coding region runs from base 223 to 1185 and encodes 320 amino acids. The record is from RefSeq and is a predicted model, not a curated record. The transcript is spliced from 2 exons. NCBI's taxonomy places the organism in Eukaryota, Fungi, Ascomycota, Dothideomycetes, Pleosporales, Lindgomycetaceae.
GUCUUGCUUUCAGAUACUCUCUAGUGCAUUAGUCAAACAUAAAUAGCGUUGGGUUAUUGUACAGCAGCUGGGGGCUGAAGGCUCAACAGUAUAAAUCUACGAGUAGCUCUUUAUUCUUUUCCUCCAAUCCCUCGAUCAAACAACUCUCUACCUCAGUUCUCCACCAAAUCAUCUAUUCUUAUUCCUUCGUCAUAUUCCAUACAUCUCUCACUUUUGGUCACCAUGACUAAAACAAUCGCCAUUACCGGAGGCACUGGUUCCCAAGGCGGAGGUGUGGCUAAUGUCAUGCUCAAGACCCCUGGCUGGAAAGUGAGGGUCAUCACGAGGAACGCCAGUAGUGAGAAAGCUAAAGCACUUGUUGCUCAAGGUGCGGAGGUCGUUGAAGCCAAUCUUGACGAUGAGGAUUCUCUAGCUAAAGCUUUUGAGAGCUGCAACGCCAUCUUUGGCGUCACGAACUUCUGGGAACAUCUCUUCACCGGCAAAUCUCAAGCCGAGUCUGGCGAGGCGGAAGAGGAGCAAGCCAUGAAGCUCGCCCGAGCAGCCGCCAAGACCACAACUCUAGAGCACUACGUGUGGUCUACACUUCCCAGCUCGAAGAAGCUAACCAACAACAAGAUCGCCGUGCCUCAUCUAGACUACAAAGCUAAUGUCGACGACCGCAUCAAGACCGAACUUCCUGAACUUGCCAUGAAGACUACAUUCCUAUUCUUCGGAUACUAUCCCAGCAACAUAGCCUCCUUCCCACUCAUUAAGCCUUUUGAAUAUCCCGGCGCAUACGGAAAGUGGAUUCAGAUGCUACCCACACCCGCAGAAUCCACAAUCCCCGUCUCAGGCGACAUGAUCGUAACACCAGGAAUCUGGGUCCGCCAAAUUCUCGCCCUGCCAGAAAAGACCCUCGGCAAGUACUCCAUAGUCGCGCCAGAGAUCCUAUCCUUUGGCGAGAUGAUGAAAAUCUGGUCGGAAGUUACAGGGCGCCCAGGAGUGUAUGUACAGUGUAGCAAGGAGGCGUAUGAGGAGAUUUGGGGGCUUCCAGGGAAUGAAAUGGCAAUGCAGUUAAAGUUUGGGGAGGAGAUAACAGAUUGGAUGGCAAAUUUUGAUUGGGUUAAUAUGGAGGAGUUAGGGAUUAAGAAGGAGGAGGUUCCAGGGUGUAAGAUGGCUCUUGAGGGUUUGAAAACUCUUCUUUAAGGGAUGGGUUGGGAUAUGCAGGGGAGUGUGUGGGCAAUGUUUACACAUCAACUCAGUUGACAGGAAAUUCGCUAAUGAAUCUAGAAAGUAUUCCCGCCGCUUUUAAAGACAUUCGUUACAUAGGAAAGAAGCUGAAUUGCGGUUCUAAG